UGUGGGCAGAGCGAGAUCUGAGGACUCCUGGGAUGCGUCACUUCCGCCCUCAUCCUCAGGCCCCUGUGGAAGGGGCGGGGGCGCGGCGAAGGCGCUCUGCUUGUGCGACAUUUCCGGUGAGCCCAGCGGCGACAACGGCAACAUGGCCCUGAACGGCGCUGAAGUCGACGAUUUCUCCUGGGAGCCCCCGACUGAGGCGGAGACGAAGGUGCUGCAGGCGCGACGGGAGCGACAGGAUCGCAUCUCCCGGCUCAUGGGCGACUACCUGCUGCGCGGUUACCGCAUGCUGGGCGAGACGUGCGCGGACUGUGGGACGAUCCUUCUCCAAGACAAACAGCGGAAAAUCUACUGCGUAGCUUGUCAGGAGCUCGACUCAGACGUGGAUAAAGAUAAUCCGGCUCUGAAUGCCCAGGCUGCCCUCUCCCAAGCUCGGGAACACCAGCUAUCCUCUGCCACAGAGCUGCCCUCUGGCCCUAGGCCCACACCUCAGCCCCCAGUACCACGACCGGAGCAUUGUGAGGGAGCUGCAGCAGGGCUCAAGGCAGCCCAGGGGCCACCUACUCCUGCUACUGCUCCAAGUGCAGAUGUGGUGACUUGCACACAGGCAGCCCUCCUGCAGAAGCUCACAUGGGCCUCAGCUGAGCUGGGCUCUAGCACUUCCCUGGAGACUAGCAUUCAGCUGUGUGGCCUUAUCCGGGCCUGUGCUGAGGCCCUGCGCAGCCUGAAGCAGCUGCAGCACUAAGACCCAGCCCAGCCCAGCCCAGCCCAGCCCACCCCCGAAAAACCCUCUAGAAAAGUCGAUGUUCCUGUGUGUUUUUUUUUUUU
Molecule: messenger RNA, 825 nt
Organism: Ictidomys tridecemlineatus (thirteen-lined ground squirrel)
Lineage: Eukaryota; Metazoa; Chordata; Mammalia; Rodentia; Sciuridae
Gene: Znrd2
Product: zinc ribbon domain containing 2
Source: RefSeq, a predicted model, not a curated record